GCUUAAGCCUUUUGAUUUUGAGUUAUCUUCAGCAGGGCCAGGUACGGUAGAUGAACAGAUAUUGGUGGGAGAAGAUAAGCUGUUUGGUGUCGUUCAUCGGAACAGAUCAUAAAGACAUGUAAAAACUGGACUGGAUGUAUCUUUGUCCUGAUCCGUCAGCCUGUCUCUGCGCUAAACACCUCCCUCUGUGUGUGUGUGUGUGUGUGUGUGUGUGUGUGUAACGUCUGAGUUAAUAGGCUCCACCGCUGGCUCCUAUAAACAUGUUGUUGACGCCACAGACAGUCAGAGAUACCUGGUCUGCCUGCACCGUCCCCUCUGGCGCGCUCCAGGAGAACAGCAUGUUUGCAGAUAGGCGACGACUGCUGCUGUUGCGAGCCGUGCUGAGCAUCUGUGCCUUUAAAGACUUGUAAGUGCGCCUCUAUCAGAGCACACAGUCAACUUCCCACAACUCCGACGCGCUCGGCGAGUAGAGUAGAGCUACCUUAACCCUAAAGGCACUGGCUCACCUCCACAGCUAGACCCAUGGAAUAAUAACUAUGGAAUACCACUGGAUACUGCUGUCUGUCUUUUUACAGUUAACCUUCCAUCCAGGCAACACCAAGCCAGCUAUCACCCCCACUGGCCCCCACAUUGUUGUCUCACUCAACACGCCGUUCGAACUGCGUUGCCAGGGUGAGAAGGCGAUGCAGUGGCAGCGGGAGGACCGGCUGAAGGUGCGGGGGGAGAAAAAGGUCGAUGGGAUGUCCACAUUGCACAUCCCCAGGGCUCAGCCUGUUCACAUGGGCCGCUACAUCUGCCUGGAAGAGAGCUCCAAGGAGAAAGCAUCCAUUUACAUCUAUGUGAAAGAUCCUGACAAUCCUUUCAGAAAAUCAAUGGUUCUUAACAUUCUUGCUCGUGAGGGAGACAAUGCUUCCAUCCCCUGCCUGGCAACUGAUCCAAGUCUGGACAACCUGCGCCUAGAAACGUGUUCCAGUAGAGCUCUGGCCUCUGAUCUCCAAUUUUCUGGAAGCCUGGAGCAAGGCAUCAUCAUCCACAACACACAAAAGGCCUACGAAGGUUGUUAUGUGUGCACAGGAAGACUCAGGGAAGAGAACGUCAGAUCACAUGACUACUACCUGACAGUAAGACCAGUCCCUGUUGCUCCUCCGGUGAUUGAGAUGCAGGUACCGAAAAGAUUGAUUCUUAUCAAGAAUGAAAGUCUCUCCCUUACCUGCAACACCACUAACGUCAAUGGAGACAUCCAGCUAAAGUGGAUCACCCCGCCUGGCUCGGGUGCCGUCUGGUAUCCACAGCAACAAGCAAAGGUUGACAGUGCAUCGCGUAUCCUGACGGAGCACUUCACCCACGCGCGAAGCGCCACGUUGCACAUCGCGCCGGUCAAACCUCAAGAUGCUGGGAGGUACCAAUGUGAAGCUAAGAAUGAAAAAGGGGUCACCUCGCAAUCAGUGUUGCUCGAUGUUUAUGAAAAAGGAUUCAUCAACUUAACACGUGCAAACAGCAAAACCAUCCAGGUCCGUUCAGGCGAGAGUUUGCCCCUAAAUGUUGACAUGGUGGCUUAUCCAAAGCCGCACACCUUCUCCUGGAGCUUCAUGGGACAGGAGCUGAGGAACACAACCGACCACGUCAUCACCACACACAACCAUGAAUACAGGUACAGCAGUGAGCUGAGGCUGGUGCGGUUGAAAAUGUCAGAGAGUGGAGUUUACACCUUUCAGGCCUCCAAUGGUGAUGCAUCAGUAAACCACACAUUCACCAUCUUUGUGAUCAGUAAACCUGAGAUUGUAUCUCAUGAGGGCCCAGUGGAUGGACAGGUCCGCUGUGUGGCGGAGGGGUUCCCUGCCCCUCGGAUCACCUGGUACUACUGUGAGCAGCCCUAUGCUAGGUGCUCCCAACAAGUGAAUGCCACCCAGGAGGAGCACAAUGUCAUCACCGUCACACUGUUCAGCCCCAUGUUUGGGAAGACGGAGGUGGAGAGUCGGGUAAACAUCAGCAGGGGACGAUUCAGUACUCUGGAAUGUGUGGCUACGGUGGAGGGAGAGCAGGCCUACACACUCUUCUCUAUCAGUGAGAGAACUGUUCCCCAUGAUCUGUUCACCCCUCUGCUGAUUGGCUCUGUGUCAGCAGCAGGCAUCCUCUGUCUAGUCCUUAUCAUGCUCUUCUACAAGUACAUGCAGAAACCUAAAUACCAGAUCCAGUGGAAAGUUAUUGAGGGGAUCCAUGGAAACAACUAUGUUUAUAUUGACCCCACCCAGCUACCAUAUGAUCACCAAUGGGAGUUUCCUCGGAACAACUUGCGUUUUGGGAAGACGCUGGGGUCUGGUGCAUUUGGAAAAGUGGUGGAAGCCACUGCAUAUGGACUCUCCAAAGCAGAUUCAGUCAUGACUGUGGCUGUGAAAAUGCUCAAAACGAGCGCUCACUCCACAGAGAAAGAGGCACUGAUGUCGGAGCUGAAAGUCCUCAGUUACUUGGGAAACCACAUGAAUAUUGUCAACCUGCUGGGAGCCUGCACUGUUGGAGGCCCCACACUGGUGAUCACAGAGUACUGCUGCUUUGGAGACCUCCUUAACUUUCUACGCAGAAAAAGGGAAUCCUUCAUCUGCUUUAAGCUCGAGGAAGACUGUUACUACCGCAACGUCAUGCCGCAAAGAGACGCAGCUGGUGACAGCUUGAACGGCUACAUGACCAUGAGGCCUUCUGCUGCUGGCAACUUGCCGUUCGGCUCAUCAUCUGAGAAGAGGCGCUCACUACGCAAAGGUGGCUCCUACGUUGAGGCAGAUGCAGAAAGUGAGAUGUUUGAUGAGGAUGGUCUGUCUCUAGACACCGAAGACCUUCUCAGUUUCUCUUACCAAGUGGCCAAAGGCAUGGAGUUCUUAGCCUCCAAAAAUUGUAUCCACAGAGACCUGGCUGCCAGAAAUAUCCUACUGACUCAAGGAAGAGUAGCAAAGAUCUGUGAUUUCGGCCUGGCCCGAGACAUCACCACGGACUCCAACUACGUAGUCAAAGGCAACGCUCGUCUGCCAGUGAAAUGGAUGUCUCCAGAAAGUAUCUUUGAGUGUGUGUACACGUUUGAGAGUGACGUGUGGUCCUAUGGCAUUUUGCUUUGGGAAAUCUUCUCACUAGGAAACAGUCCUUAUCCUGGUAUGCCUGUGGACGCCAAGUUCUACAAACUAAUUAAAGAAGGAUACAGAAUGGAUGCUCCAGAGUUUGCACCCAGUGAAAUGUAUCAGAUUAUGAGGUCCUGCUGGGAUCCAGACCCCUUCAACAGACCCCCCUUCAGGAAGGUCGUGGAAAGAAUUGAACAACAGCUGUCUGAUGCCACUAAGCAUAUUUAUUUGAACUUCAGCUCCAAGCUUCCUAUGACACCCAGAGCCAGGGAGGAGCCCAGUUCUCAGAGUGCAGCUAUUCAUUGUCUCAACUCAGCCGACAGUAACAGCCCUCCAACCCAGCCCUUACUGGUCCAGCAUGAAGUCUUCCUGGAGGGGACAACCCUCAGAGCCCAACGGGUGUAAGGACCCACCCAACCUGUCUGGCUUCCUCAUAAAGUGCCUGUUAUGUUCCGCCACAAACCACCCAACCACUACACCCGGCCACCGCCCCGGUACAUUUGUUGUCACAAAAUGGUAAUUGUCAUCUAUUACCAGAAGGAUCAGCAAAGGAUGAAUGACUUUGAUAACUGUUAUCUCUAUUAUUGCCUACUGACUACAGGGAGGACAGUUGGACUAAUGCUCCCCUGCUCAUAGCAAAGAACUGUGCAGUCACUGGGGAGGGUGGAGGGACAUCAACUCUAAAACUGUCAUUAAGUUCAUUAUUACACUGUUAUCUGUUGUGUUAUUUUUCAUUUUUUUCAGUUAUAUUUUUCCUACACAUUUCAUAAAGAUUGUUUUUGGGUUUUUUUAGCACUCCAUAUAUCACUGUUUCCUUUUAUCAUUGGAGAUUUUCUUUUUCUUUUUACAUUUUGUGUUUUGUUAUUCUUGUUUUUCUGAUAUUUAUGUAGCAUUUUUAUGUUUGUUGGCUGUUGCAAUUGUUGGAGGAAAAAAAAGCACUCGAGGCACUUGAACUUCACAUCAUUACACACACCACGUAAUGUAGCUUUUGUUUCUUUUUUUGUUACUUUUUCAUUGUCAGUAUUAUUUCAAACUGUUCAGAUCUGUGUUUAUGAAGGAGAUAUUUUUUGGGGGCCAAUUUAAAUUGAGAUAUCGAGACACUGGUAUAUAAGCUAUUAGACAGCAUGGUCGGUCAUGCUUAGAGUCCAUAAGUGCUUCAAGUCAAUUAGGAGAUACAUUUCAGUUCUUUUUCUGUUGGAUGUCACUACUAGAGAGCAACUGUCUUUACUGGAUCUGUUAACAUGGAUCAAACAACAAUUACUUUACACACACAGUUGUCUUCAGAGAUAUGGUAUAGUCAUGGUACGCUAGCUUUUCAUUUAUGUGCUUGUUAACUGUAUAUGUGUACAUAUCUGUAGGUAAUGAUAUUAGUCAUUGCUACACAGUGAGAUGGGAAACGUCAGAGUAAGACAUUUGACCUGUAACUCUUAGCGUUGGUCGUAGCGUUGUUACAGUAGCAUGUAAUGCAAGUGUAUAGUUUCACUUUUUGACAGCUAAACUGCUGGAGAGUUCUCUUUUAACGGUGUAAAUAACUGUUCAGGUUUAUAUCAUUGCUCUCCUGCCACACCCAGUGUAUGAUCUUCGUUUACAAGCAUGAGACUGGUACUGCCAUUUCCGAGAUGUGUUUUCUCUGCUUUUCACCUUCUUCCCCUUUACGAAGGACCAGGAAACGGGAAUCUUUCUGUUUUGGCUGACAGGCGGUUGGUGUGUUUUUGCCCAUGAUACCACUGUAGUUCUCUAUUGUACAGUAUGUACCAUUAAUAGAGUCAGGGUGAUGCUCAUGUGAAAUGCCAUUAAGUGGACUGCAGUAUUCCCUGAGGUGACAAAAUGGAGGAAAACGGUGGGUCUUCAAGGCUCUCUGUGCAGAUGUGGACACUGGAUACAGAGCUCAGUCUCGGUGUGUCAUCUCAUUGUUCUCAGACCAGUAGCUGAUUUCCUAGCAGUCCUUCUCUUCUUUGUAUCCAGCUGUUUCCUCCAUCAGAAGUGGGACUUUCAGCACCUCUCAGCCAGUAGUCUGUAUCAGUCCAGACCAUUAUGAUUCCCCUCUUCCCACUGGUGGAUGUUGUUGUGAAAAGCACCAGGAAAGUGUCCUGUUUGUGUGUGUGUGUGUGUGUGUGUGUGUGUGUGUGUGUGUGUGUGUGUGUGUAUUGUGUGUUUGUGCGCGCAUGCACGUCUGCUUGUCUUUGUGUGCAUGUGUGUAUGAUUGCAGAAUUAAAAGAAUUACUGUCAAGAGGUGCCACUACUAAAGAUUCAUCAAGUCGUUUAGGCUACUAAAACCCCACAGUCUUACUGCUCUGUCUUUUUGUAAAUAUAAAUGUGCAUAUAUUGUAAAGUAAUGUUUAUGCUUUUGAAGAUAUUUAUCUUAAUGAAGAUGUGGUACAUUGAUGCAGAAUUUUAUUAUGCUGUAUUUUCUUACGUGCGCACAGAUUUCUAGAUUCGACAGGAAAAGCUGCUUCUGCUCUGUCACCAUGGUAACUUAAACGAAAAAACUAAUGUUUUAAUUUUGGCUAAUUCAUAAUUUCUACCAGAUAUGCCAGUUCAUUUGGUAACUGCCUCAGCAAAACAGGCUGAACUGCUCCUAAUGUUCAUAUAGGAUCAUCAAUAUUCAUGGCAAUAUCAAUACAAAUUAUGUUACUGGAUUUUACAACCAGGAAGGAGAUGUUUCAGAAGAAUAGAGAUUAUUUUUAAUUUCAUUGCUCCCUUACAUCAAAGAGUUUUUCCUGCAUUUUACUAAAUAUUUAUUAAAUCCGAGGCUUUAGUGUUACUGUGUAAAUUUGAUGUGUUGCUAAUACAUGUGUCAAUGUAAAUAAAUUUGUGUAUAUUGAAUUCCCAAUGAAA
Dicentrarchus labrax (European seabass) is the source of this 5942-nucleotide messenger RNA. RefSeq names its product KIT proto-oncogene, receptor tyrosine kinase a (gene kita). Gene Ontology annotation, biological process: positive regulation of cell migration; positive regulation of receptor signaling pathway via JAK-STAT; multicellular organism development. Lineage: Eukaryota; Metazoa; Chordata; Actinopteri; Moronidae. The record is from RefSeq and is a predicted model, not a curated record. Gene Ontology annotation, molecular function: ATP binding; transmembrane receptor protein tyrosine kinase activity; cytokine binding. Gene Ontology annotation, cellular component: signaling receptor complex. The transcript is spliced from 21 exons. The coding region runs from base 537 to 3509 and encodes 990 amino acids.